Messenger RNA from Batrachochytrium dendrobatidis JAM81, 789 nucleotides. RefSeq lists its product as uncharacterized. Gene Ontology annotation, biological process: protein transport. Gene Ontology annotation, cellular component: recycling endosome membrane; trans-Golgi network membrane. Bases 1 to 789 code for a protein of 262 amino acids. NCBI's taxonomy places the organism in Eukaryota, Fungi, Chytridiomycota, Chytridiomycetes, Rhizophydiales. The transcript is spliced from 4 exons. The record is from RefSeq and is a predicted model, not a curated record.
AUGUCAAUUCCAGUAGAUACGGAUAUAUCAACGCACAAGGAAAUCCAUUUACUGUUGGAGCAGAACAAGACUGCAGCGCUGUAUAUUUCCUGCAUAGCCUAUAAGCUCGAUAACAUGGCUUGGUAUGCUGGAAACUCAAAUAGUGCAUGGGGAAGUGGAGGUUCGACAAAUUAUCCAAUACAGCCGGUACAGCCUGUACAAUCUGUUCCAAUCUCACCACCACCGUUGCCAGUGCGGUCGCAACCUCAACCGCCGCCAGCGUAUUCUGGCUGGAGCGCGUUUUUAGCCCCCGAAGCUAAACCAGUCGCUCAAGCCGAUAAAGAACUCAAGGAUGACCAGCCCAGUGUAAAAGAAACCAAAAUUGUAGUUGAUAAAAAUGUAAAAAGCAAACAAGACUAUUGCGCACCAAAUUGGCCUCGAUUUCAUCCCAUGGUAUAUCAUGAUAUCUCUCAAGAUAUUCCAUCACAAGGACAAGGAAUUGUCAGACGAGCAUUUUUUGCCUGGCAUGGCAAGUCAAUAUUUACAGCGAUCUGCUAUUUAGCCAACUUUGUUGCUGCAACAUCGCUUUUUUUCACAAAGUCGCCCAUUGCAGGAGCCACGUUUGGAAUUUCUCUUGCUGUGCUCCUGCUUGGAUUACCACUAUCCUUUAUCUUUUGGUAUCGCCGUUUGUAUUUUGCAGUCAAGCAUAACACAAGUGUUGGACUGGUUGUAUUCUUUUUUAGCUUUCUGGUUCAAAACGGCGUGAUUGUUUUUCUUGCAAUUAUGAUUACUGGAGGAAGUGAAUUGUAA